Xenia sp. Carnegie-2017 is the source of this 1880-nucleotide messenger RNA. Its product is annotated as 60 kDa SS-A/Ro ribonucleoprotein-like. Lineage: Eukaryota; Metazoa; Cnidaria; Anthozoa; Malacalcyonacea; Xeniidae. The transcript is spliced from 4 exons. Gene Ontology annotation, molecular function: RNA binding. The record is from RefSeq and is a predicted model, not a curated record. Gene Ontology annotation, cellular component: ribonucleoprotein complex. The coding region runs from base 125 to 1807 and encodes 560 amino acids.
CUUAAUAAUUUAUAUUGUCAACAAGUAUAAAAAAGCGUUGCUGUCGUGGCGUCACUGGUGUGGCACUGAAUUAUUUUCUUAUUUCAAUUUUUCGUAUGAUUUGAAUUCAAAUCUUCAAUAAAACAUGGCUCAGCAAAAUCAGCAACAAAAUCAUCAACAAAAUCAACUAGUAAUGGAAGUCGAUGAGCCUGUUCCUCAAACGGAACAAUUAAGAAUGGAUCAAACUCGUAAUGACGCCGGUGGUUUCGUCUGGGUUGUCGAUGAUAUGAAACGUUUUCGACGAUUUGUAGUGUUAGGAAGCGAAACACCCACGUAUAACACAGAUGACAGGAAGUUAGGUCGUGAGAAUGCUCAAUCUUUACUACGACUUUUAAAGAAUGGUAGAGGCAUUGAGGUUGUGAAUGAGAUCUUAAAGUACAGUGUUGAAGGCCGUACUGCCAAACUAAAUCCACUUAUAUUGGCGUUUGCAAUCUGUGCACGCCUUGGUGAUUUGAAAACGAAGCAACGUGCUUAUGAGGUCUUGGACCAAAUUUGUCGAAUUCCAACACAUCUAUUUUUGUUUGUUGUUAAUUCAAAGAUUCUAAGUAAACCAGGAAGUGGUUGGGGUAAAGCAUCUCGCAAGGCAAUUAAAAAAUGGUAUACACAAAAAGAAGCAAUCAAAUUGGCGAUGGAUGUUACCAAAUAUCAAAAAUGUGAAGGAUGGUCACAUGCAGAUAUUGCAAGAGUCACACACCCAAUGUCAGACAAACCUUCCAUUCAGUGUGUUCUGAAGUAUGCAGUCCGUGGUUAUGAGGAAAUGAUAGCUUCAUUUCCCAUGUCUCAGGAUAACACUAAUGAACUAGAAACACUAUUGAAUUUCUUCAAAGCUGUUGAAGAAAUAAAAAAGUUAACGACAAAGGAAGAGGACAGAGUUGUAGAACUCAUUGAAGGACAAAAUUUGGUACGAGAACAUGUUCCAACAGGUUGUCUUGGAUCAAUGAAGGUGUGGAAUGCUCUGUUAAAGAAAAUGCCAAUGACUGCAAUGAUGCAUAACUUGAACAAAAUGACGUCCAUUGGCUUGCUUGCUGAAGGAUCACCUCAAGUUAAAAAUGUUUGUGAUAAACUGCAAAAUGAGGAUCUGCUAAGAAAUGCUCGUAUUCAUCCGUUUAAUAUGUUAUUAGCUUUGAAAACGUAUGAGUCAGGGAAAGGUGAGAAAGGUUCUCUAGAAUGGAAAGCCAAUGUGGAAAUCACCAAAGCAUUGGAGAAAGCAUUUUAUUUAUCAUUUAAGAAUGUUGAACCAACAGGAAAAAGUUACAUGCUAGCCAUGGAUGUAAGUGGCUCAAUGCAAGCCAGUGAAUGUAUUGGUGCAAGUACAAUGAAACCUCAUGUGGCUUCUGCUGCAAUGGCUAUGAUGACGGCACGAACAGAAGAACAUCAUGAAUUUGUUGCAUUUAGUCAUGAAAUAGUUCCGAUGAAGAUAUCCAGUAACAUGAAUUUGGAUGAAGUUUUGAAGAUUUGUAAUGAAAUUCCAAUGGGUAGUACAGACUGUGCUCAACCCAUGCUUUAUGCCCUUUACAACAAUUUAAAGAUUGAUGUCUUUAUUGUUUACACUGACUCUGAAACAUAUUAUGGUGAUGUUCAUCCAAGAGAGGCUCUCGCAAAAUAUCGUCACCAUUCAGGGAUUCACAAUGCUAAACUCAUUGUGGUUGCUAUGACAUCAAAUGGUUUCACUAUUGCUGACCCAGAUGAUCCUGGGAUGCUUGAUAUAGUUGGCUUUGACUCUGCUGCACCACAAGUGAUGAGAGAGUUUAUCUUGGGGAAUUUUUAGAUUUUUUUAGUAAACAUCAUUGUAUCUUCUUCACAAAUGCCCUUGUGGCUACUGAUAUAAAAAGAAUCAUUUU